AUGGCUCAACAGCAGCAGAUGCCGCAUAAGCAGAAGCAGAAGCAGAAGCCGGAGCGCUUAUUCCGACAGAACAACAACUCACGGCCACAGAUAUUUGUCCAUGUCGAGUUUGGAGUCUCAUGGUCUCCGACACACGUGCCCAACUCGCACGGCGUCACAUACCGGUCACGGGCACUCCGAGACAGAUCCCCAAACUUUCCUCGCCAUAUCCCGCCUGCCACUACCAACUACCUGGCGCCAUCCACGCAGGAGCCGCGCCGUCAUCAUCAUCAUCAACAGCGACAACAAAACCCCGCCCACCAUCAGCACCAGCCACGGAGCCAGCCUCAGGCCCAGUAUCCCCAGCAGUCUCACUACCAGCACCAUGGAGCUUCACACCAGGUCACUCAGCCCUCCCAGAGCCACCAGGCAGGUGCUCAUCACCAGGCUCGACAGCGUGCCCAGCCACCGCCGCCCAUCUACACGCAAGAGCAGUUUGAGUAUUACCAGCAGGUGAAUGAGUAUAUCCACUACCGACAGAUUCAACAGCAGCACCAGGCACGCCCUCAACAGGCAGACGGAGAGCGCAGGCCGUCGCGAGAGUCGAGGGGCUCACACGAACGAGGUCGAUCCGCACCUCCCCCCAUCAACGAGAGCCCGUGGGAUGUCACCCAAAACCCCGCCGCGUUUCCGGCAGGGAGCCAAGGGGCCGUGCCGCACCGCCCGACUCCUGAGUUAUGGAAAACCUUGCCCGAGACACCAUCACGCUUCCGCCUGGGCGAGGAGGAUCUCCCAUGGGCGUCGCCAUGGACAUUCCCCAUGGGCUACCAUCCUGAAGCCGACCCCGACGAGGCGGCGUCUGCCCCGGGCUCCGUGAGGGGUGACCGAGGAGGCUCGCUGGAUGGCUACUUCGGCUCCAGUCAUGUCGCCGCCCAUCCGGGACCCGCGGUCGAGACGCCCAUGUACAGUGAAAACGAUCCUCAGCAGACGCGAGAGCUCGAGACGCUCCAGGCGGCCAUGAUGACGGUGGACAACGGCUUCGAGGCCCAGUGGUGGAACCAAGGAGAGCGAGACAAGAACGUGGGUGCUUCAUUGGGACUCGCGACGCCGCCUCCCGCUUCCCCGGUCCGCGAGGCUCUGCCCAGCAUGACGACCGUCGGCAUGACGCCGUCGUUCCUGCAGGAGGGACAGCGUUCGGCGACGAUGCCGGUAGGGUCCAUCGGCUGGGCGAUAGCGAAUCCGACCCGCAUCGACGAGGAUCUCAGGUCUCACCGGCGCCGAGACACCAAGGACACCGAGAGGUCGAGGCAAUCCAAGAACUCGACCUCCUCGGGCAACCUGGUCUCGCCCAUGUCAGACUCGGCAAGCUCCUUCUCGCCGAGCUUUGUGAGCCCCGUGAACAGGGGCCAAAGGCCGCAUCGGACCAUGUCUACGCGCUCGGAGGAGCUGCAUAUGGGAUGA
Messenger RNA from Thyridium curvatum, 1440 nucleotides. RefSeq lists its product as uncharacterized. The record is from RefSeq and is a predicted model, not a curated record. The transcript has a single exon. Bases 1 to 1440 code for a protein of 479 amino acids. Lineage: Eukaryota; Fungi; Ascomycota; Sordariomycetes; Thyridiales; Thyridiaceae.